This is a messenger RNA of Nicotiana attenuata, 525 nucleotides long. RefSeq lists its product as uncharacterized. Bases 1 to 525 code for a protein of 174 amino acids. The transcript has a single exon. The record is from RefSeq and is a predicted model, not a curated record. NCBI's taxonomy places the organism in Eukaryota, Viridiplantae, Streptophyta, Magnoliopsida, Solanales, Solanaceae.
AUGUCUCCAUUCAACCCACUUACCUCAAUUUUGAACCAAAACAAGCUAGAAGGACCAAAUUAUGUUGACUGGAUAAGGAACCUUGAUAUUGUCCUAACUGCUGAAGGUUACAAAUUUGUAAUCUCUGAGGAGUGCCCAGAAAAAACUGAAAAUGCUACGGAUGAUCAUGUCAAGGCCUAUGACAAAUGGGUUAAGGCUGAUGAGAUAGCGCGAUGUUACAUUCUUGCCUCUAUGGCAAAUGUUUUGCAACAUCAGCAUCAGUCCAUGGGGUCUGCUUAUGAUAUGCUCGAAAGUCUCAAAGAGAUGUUCGGUGAGCAAAAUCGCGCAGCUAAGCAGACAGCCAUGAAAGCCCUUUUGAACACGAAAAUGGCUGAAGGAUCAUCGGUCAGGGACUAUGUUCUGAAGAUGAUGAGUCUUCUGAAUGAACUGGAGGUCCUUGGAGCUGUGAUUGAUAAGGAGUCUCAAGUUGAGAUGGUCCUGCAGACUCUUGCCCGACAGUUUUCAACAGUUUUGCUUGAACUAUAA